AUGUAUGUGGGAUAUCUUUUGGAUAAAGAGAGCAGCAUGUACCACCAAGGACCCGUACGUCGUUCCAGCAUCAAUUUGCCACCACAGAACUUCGUUUCAACACCUCAAUAUUCUGAUUUUACUGGAUAUCAUCAUGUGCCCAACAUGGACACGCACCCUCAAUCUACGGGGGCAUGGGGAGCUCCUUAUGGCGCACCAAGGGAGGACUGGGGUGCCUAUAGUCUGGGACCCCCUAAUACUAUAUCGGCACCCAUGAGCAAUUCUUCCACGGGACAAGUUUCCUAUUGCUCAACUGAUUACAAUCCCAUGCACGCUCCAGGAUCUGCUGUAUUACCUCCACCUACAGAAAAUAUAUCCGCGGCCCAGCUGUCUCCAGACAGAGAAAAGCGCAAUUCUUAUCAGUGGAUGAGCAAAACUGUCCAGUCGUCUUCAACAGGCAAAACAAGAACAAAAGAAAAAUAUCGGGUGGUGUACACCGAUCAUCAGAGGCUUGAAUUGGAGAAGGAAUUUCAUUUUAACCGUUACAUCACCAUCAGACGAAAGGCAGAGCUGGCGGUGAGCCUCGGGCUUUCAGAGCGACAGGUGAAGAUUUGGUUCCAAAAUCGCAGAGCCAAGGAGCGAAAGUUAAUCAAAAAGAAAAUGGGCCAGUCUGACGGCAGUGGAGGGUCUGUACAUAGUGACCCAGGUUCGGUGAGCCCUCUACCUGUGCCUGGGUCUCUGAGUCCGUCGGAUAUACAUGGUUCACUCUAUCCACCAACAGGCAUGAACACCUUACCAUCGAUGAGGAACAUACAACAAGUUACUGUUACACAGUAA
Molecule: messenger RNA, 816 nt
Organism: Sardina pilchardus (European sardine)
Lineage: Eukaryota; Metazoa; Chordata; Actinopteri; Clupeiformes; Clupeidae
Gene: cdx4
Product: caudal type homeobox 4
Exons: 3
Coding region: 1-816 (271 amino acids)
Biological process (GO): regulation of transcription by RNA polymerase II; animal organ morphogenesis; anterior/posterior axis specification
Cellular component (GO): nucleus
Molecular function (GO): RNA polymerase II transcription regulatory region sequence-specific DNA binding; DNA-binding transcription factor activity, RNA polymerase II-specific
Source: RefSeq, a predicted model, not a curated record